Messenger RNA from Phyllotreta striolata, 1324 nucleotides. The record is from the annotation of a GenBank genome assembly. NCBI's taxonomy places the organism in Eukaryota, Metazoa, Arthropoda, Insecta, Coleoptera, Chrysomelidae.
CGGUCGCCGGUCAAACAAGUUCAAUGUUCACCUCUAUCCGCUAUCCGGCCAACCAAAAUAAUAAAUACCUAAUCGAAUAGAUUCCGAGCCGUUUUAGACCGAAAAACGGUGAAAAACUACGGGUAACCUUGAAUUUUCGAUUCAUUCGCCUGCUUUAAAUAUUUAUGAUUACCCAUUACAUUGCUACUUUACUCGAUUUCCAUUAAAAACAUCUCUCAUCCAUUCCAUUGGCAUUCGUUGUCGAAGUUGUGCGAAAUAUUCCAUCGAUAAUGGUGCAGGUAGAAGUGUACAGUGUAAAAAACAAGAAACUAGGAGAAAUUACAGCUAGUAAUGGAACGAAAGUAGGAGAAAUUAAAAGACUAAUAGCGAAGGUAUCUAGAAUUUCAAUCGAACGCCAAUCUAUUCGAUCCGACUCCAAAGGAAAGGACAUUAACGAUGACCAGACCGUACCCCAUCUCGAGUCCAUUAGGAAGGUGUUCGUCAAGGAUUUAGGCCCGCAAAUCGGUUGGAAUACCGUCUUUCUACUCGAAUACGCCGGGCCCCUAUUCCUAUAUGCUGCAGUCGCCACUAGACCGUGGAUUUUCUACGGCAAUGCGACCGAACCGGCCAUGACCACGACGGCUAAAAUCGCCCUGGGCUGUUGGAGCUUCCAUUACUUGAAGAGAAUAUUGGAAACGUUGUUCGUGCACCGCUUUUCGCACGGCACCAUGCCGUUUAGGAACCUCUUCAAAAAUUGCAGUUAUUAUUGGGGUUUCACCCUCUACGUAGCUUAUCACGUAAACCACCCGCUGUUCACGCCCCCGCCGUUUUUGUUCCAGCUGGUCGGUUUGGGGUUGUUUGCGAUUUGCGAGGGAGGGAACCUGGCUUGUCACGUUUUGCUGAGGAAUCUGAGACCUGCCGGAAGCAAGGUCAGGAAAAUUCCAACCCCCGACGGUUGUCCGUUGAACCUGAUGUUUAAUUUCGUUUCUUGCCCUAACUACACUUACGAGAUCGGUUCUUGGAUCGGGUUCACUAUAUUGACAUCGUGUUUACCAGCUGGUUUAUUCACGUUGGCCGGUGCUUAUCAAAUGAUCAUCUGGGCUUUGGGGAAGCACAGGAAUUACAAGAAAGAAUUUUCCGACUAUCCGAAACAGAGGAAAGCUAUCAUUCCAUUUAUCCUAUAAUUAAAUUAUUUAUGUAUUGUUAAAUUUUUUGUUUAAUAUUUGGUUGGUUCAUCGGUUUAAUUAAUGUUUUUUUAGAUGUACCUGUGUUUAUUUUCUACUUACGUUUUUGUGAAAUGCAGAAUUCCUUCUGUAUUUGAUAAUAAAAUUCAAAAUUUGUGUAU